Messenger RNA from Coregonus clupeaformis (lake whitefish), 1267 nucleotides. RefSeq names its product EEF1A lysine methyltransferase 1-like. Gene Ontology annotation, molecular function: protein-lysine N-methyltransferase activity. The transcript has 2 exons. Bases 755 to 1183 code for a protein of 142 amino acids. NCBI's taxonomy places the organism in Eukaryota, Metazoa, Chordata, Actinopteri, Salmoniformes, Salmonidae. The record is from RefSeq and is a predicted model, not a curated record.
GUCAUUCAAAGCCUAUCAAAUGGAGAGAGAAGGAAAUAUAGCCUAUGUUUUUUAAAACCACUAGACACAAUAUAGUUAGGAAGUGUACGUUUAUAAAAAAAAAAAAAAAAUGGAAUAGGUUUAGGCUAUAAGGCCCAUGCAUCCCAUGCAUCCGACAGUGUGAGAAGCAAUAUUUUCUGACUUUUGCACUGCUUUGGUGGAAUUCUCCGCUCUGUCUCGACUACAUUCCUCUCUUGCGUUCUGUAUAUAACCUAUUUAUUGAAAUAGGCUAUCGCGAAUAGGAAAAUUACUACACCUGCUGUGCACUGCUGACAACGUUUUUUACUGCGCGCCGCCAGUAAAGUUCAAAUAGGCUAAACCGUCAUGUCACAUCACUAUGUCGUCACCAUCGACAAUGGCUGUCAAUCAUCGUCGAUAGAUGAUACUAUCGUAAUAUCGGAUAACUCUACUGGUAAGGCAUUCCAGAUUAUAGAUUUGCCUUCGGUGACGGGAAAAGUUUCUCAAAUAUGUUUUCGGGGUACUGAACGUCGCCUUCAGCGACCGGAGAUCUCUGUACAGGUCUCCCGGAGCGAAGAGGCUAUCCAAUUGGUACCUUUUGUAUAGCUCAAUCGGUUGUUACGUUGUCAAGGAGGGCGGUCACGUAUGUUGCGAAGCAGAGGAUCACUGGUUCGAGCCCAGUAUGGGGCAGUCGGACAGUGGAGGAAGCUAAGCUGUUAGCAGCACAUUGACCGCCAUUACACGUGCUAACAUUGUGAUGUCAUAUUCCAGAAUAGCCUGUAUGAGCAUGCCUAGUGUGUUCCAGAAGCCGAAGCAGCGUGUGGUGGAGGGCUCUGACGGUGUGUUGGCUGUGGUUCUAGAGUAUGACCAUAGAUUCGCCACCUAUGGCCAAGAGUUCAUCUUCUAUGACUACAAAGAGCCCCUCACUCUCCCAGAGGACGUGGCCUCACAGAGUUUUUACAUUGUCCUAGCUGACCCUACCUACCUGUUAGAGGAGUGCCUCACCAAGGUCACCCAGACUGUCAAGUACCUGGCCAAGGGCAAGGUGCUGCUCUGCACUGAAGCCAUCAUGGAGAAGCAUGCAGACAAACGUAUUGGUCUGAAGAUAUACAGCUUCCUCCCCAACCACAACCUGGCCAACGAGUUCCGCUGUUUCACCAAAUACCCCUCAAUACUCCUGUCCUGAGACAGUGCUCCUGCAACCCUUUGAUUAUAAAUGUCCUUACUGGCUGGUGAUGUCUGACAUUCAUCCAUCCCACAGUUCUGACUU